Messenger RNA from Microtus ochrogaster (prairie vole), 4655 nucleotides. RefSeq names its product charged multivesicular body protein 3 (gene Chmp3). The record is from RefSeq and is a predicted model, not a curated record. Gene Ontology annotation, biological process: vacuolar transport. Lineage: Eukaryota; Metazoa; Chordata; Mammalia; Rodentia; Cricetidae.
CAGGGCGUCUGGCCUGCAUUCCUCGCGGCCCCGCCCAGGCGGCUGCCCGUGACCUGCCUGGGUGCAGGGAACGGGAAGUCGGAAGGGGUAAGAGGAGUCCAGUUCGCCAUGGGGCUGUUUGGAAAAACCCAGGAGAGGCCUCCCAAAGAGCUGGUCAAUGAAUGGUCAUUGAAGAUCAGAAAGGAAAUGAGAGUUGUUGACAGGCAAAUAAGAGAUAUCCAAAGAGAAGAAGAGAAAGUAAAACGGUCUGUGAAAGAUGCAGCCAAGAAGGGCCAGAAGGAUGUCUGUGUAGUUCUGGCCAAAGAGAUGAUCAGGUCAAGGAAGGCUGUGAGCAAGCUCUAUGCAUCCAAAGCACACAUGAACUCUGUGCUCAUGGGGAUGAAGAACCAGCUUGCUGUCCUAAGAGUAGCUGGUUCCCUGCAGAAGAGCACAGAAGUGAUGAAGGCUAUGCAGAGUCUUGUGAAGAUCCCAGAAAUCCAGGCCACCAUGCGGGAGCUGUCCAAAGAGAUGAUGAAGGCUGGGAUCAUAGAGGAGAUGUUAGAGGAUACAUUUGAAAGCAUGGAUGAUCAGGAAGAAAUGGAAGAAGCAGCAGAAAUGGAGAUUGACAGAAUCCUCUUUGAAAUCACAGCAGGAGCCUUGGGCAAGGCGCCCAGUAAAGUAACUGAUGCCCUUCCUGAGCCCGAACCUUCAGGAGCGAUGGCUGCCUCAGAAGAGGGAGAUGAUGAGGAAGAUGAAGAGGACCUGGAGGCCAUGCAGUCCCGGCUGGCCACACUCCGAAGCUAGGGCCACCCAGUUGGGGCCUCAACUCUCUGGUGCCCUCCUGUAGGUGUGGGCACAGCCUCGAGGAAUCACCGUUUCCUGUAUCUCUUGCACUAUACCUCUGCGGUGAAGCACUGCAUUUUGGAGAGGGUUCUGUGGUAGUUUAUCUUCACUGUCGGCAGAGGCUUUUAAGGAUUGCUUUCAUGAAAGUGGUGUAAUCCAAUGCAUCAUUUUCAAGAGCAUAAAUAGUAGAAGUAUCUUCCUUGGGGGAGGGCAAAGAAACCCAUUUUCUCAUGAAGCAAUUCUGAGAGGAGUCGAUUGAAUGUUGACAACUCUCUGCCGGUGUGUGUGUAAAAUACUACUUAAGUGGAUGUCAAUAAACUUCUGCUUUAGCUCUUGGUCUCACUGUAAAUGUCACAUGCAGUCCACUCAAGGUGUUGAUCUCCCAGAUGAUAUCCCAGUGUUGACCCUGGAAAGAGGGUGCCAUCGCCAGGCAUCAGAACGUGGGAGCUCAGCAGAAGUGCCUUCUGCUCUGCAGUCUGGUCCUAAUCUUCACAGACAGGGUUGGGGGGCCAUGCUUGCACGGUCGUCAUCCCUUUAACAGAUAAUCCCUUUAACAGUUGGUAAUGUGCUGUGUUGGCUGGGGAUCAUAUCACACACUGGCGUAUGCAUGGGGAGUCUUUGCAGCUGCUAGGCCUUCUCCCCACAGCAAGGGUCAUGCAGAACAGACAGCACUGGGAUUGGGACUCUUACACCCCAUUCUUGCUUGGAGCCAAGUAUCUUGCAUUACAGGGACAUAGCCUAACCAUAAACACUAAGAACUAACCAGCAAGAAGCUUUGGUUAAACAUCGAAAACAGGACAUGCUUUAGAUACAUUGAGAAGUAACUUGGCAGUUGCACUGUGUGUCUGAGACAGUUGGAAAAGCUCUUUGGCAUACAUGGUUUCAUUCAGACCUCACAGAUGGCAACAGCUGUUUGCUAAAGUCACAAACUCUAAUGUACAGUGGCGUGUCUCCACCAUUAUUGUGGCACAGAAUGGCCUUGCUACCUACAAGCAAUGCACCCUGUGCAUCCCCCCCUUUCUGAUCCCUCGGUCUGUUUACUGCCUCCUUGGGUUUUCCUUCUCCAGCCUUUCAGACUGUCUUCCCUCGUGUGGCCAUAGGCAUUUGAGUUUGCUCUGUGGGUCUCGUUGAGCAGCACUCCGCUUCCUGGAUGUACCACAGUUUGUCCUGAAGCAAUGUCUGCAGCAGUUUUCCCUGUGUGUGUGUUUUCAGUUCCUGUGGAUACGAGGGAGCUCAACCAUGUGCUCAGCACGUACUUACUUGGUUCCGUAAGAGGCCAAGCCAGCCUUGCCUAGGAGGAAGAGUACGCCUUUCUGUGUCCUUGGCAGUAUUUGUCAUGAAGGAUUUCUGUUUUCUUGGUACCUUGUCUUGAUCUGUAAUCCCUGGUGAAGUAUGCUGGGCACCUGUUUUUAUACUUGCCUUCUCUGUAUUUUGUUUGGAAAUGUUGAAAUAGUGGCCUUGAACUCAUGACCUCUAUGCUCUACCACCAUGCCCAGCUUGCCACCUGAAUUUUUUCACUGUUGGUAUUUGUUCAUUUUAUAAACUGGAUUGUUUUCUGAUUAUUCAAUUUUAAGGUCCUCUUAAUAUAUUUUGGACCAAUCGUCUAUCAGAUUUUAUCUUAUUCUCUGGUUUGUUCUCUCCUUGUUGACAUUUGCUCAAAGCUCAAGUUUUUUUUACUUUUAAUAAAACCCUGCUUCUUACUUACUUUGUAUAUCAUGCCUUUGGUGUUUAAAAAAAAAAAAGGAGUAUCACUACAGGGGAUGUAGCUCAGUAGUUAGAGUACUGGCCUGGCAUGUACAAGGACCUGGGUUCAAUUCUCAAGUGCCAGCACACACAUGAUAUUCAAUGUUUGUGCUACUAGUAGUUGUCUUGUUUUAGUUACAUAUGUCUAUUUUGGUGGGAUGUAUGAACCAUAGUGUACAUUUGAAGGUCAGAAGACAACCUGUAGGAAUUGGUCCUCUUCCCACAUGUGUUCAGGGAUCAGACUCGGGUGCUCGGACUUGGAGGUAAGCAUGUGUUUUCACUGAACCAGCUUAUGGCCCUUGUGUUGUAUUUUAUAUUGCGGUCUAUAACCCAGUUUCAGUUCAUCUUUAUGAAGGAUGUUAAAGUUUGUGUGUAGGUUUGGUGGCUUUUUUUUGCAUGUGGAUAUUCUGUUGUUCAAGAUCAUUCAUUGAAAAGGCUGUCUUUGUGCCAGUCUAAUUACAUAUUUCUAAUUAAAUAAAUUUUAUAUAGAAUAUAGUUUUAUAAAAUGUUGAUGACCAAAACAGCCUUAUAGUACUUCUCAGUCAGGCCAUAAUUCUGAGUCACCUUUGACUUGUUUGAGACAGUGGCUCACUAUCACUGACUGGCCUGGAACUUGCCGUGUAGACCGGGCUGGCCCAAAUUGAUACAGGUCCACCUGCCUCUGCCUCUGGAGUGCUGGGAUUAAAGGCGUGCACCACCACACCUGGUAUUCUUUUCUUUAAAAGUUGUGGUGGUAGUUGUGGGUCUCUUGCCUCUUAAUGUAAACUUUAGAAUUAAUUUACUGAGAUUCAAAAAAAAAUUGCUAGUUUUUCCUGGGAUUGCACUGAACCUGUGGAUUCCAUUGGUAAGAACUGACAUGUUGCAAUGACGCCACAGUGCUUUACAUUGAGCCAGUGAGCUUCUUUACAAGGUGACACUGGUGUUAGCUGCCCAUAUCCCUGGGCACUUGAGUUUGUAUAUUGAUAAUCAAACUUUAGCCAAGUAGAUCACAUUGACAGCUUCUCUUCUAAGCACUCAAUGAGCAGGUUAUCACAUUCAUGUUUUCUCGCUAAGCAGAGCGUUUUUGCUUGUCUGCCAUGUCUUCCUUUUCCCCCUCAUGCUUUGAUGGCAUCACAGGAAACAGUUCAGAUCUGCAAACUGUCCCUCUAUCCCAGGUACUAAACUAGAUACAGUAACAGAAAUACUGGCUUUUCUGCCAUCCCAUCAGGACCCACUUGGCACCAUCAAGGGUACCUAAAUUAUCACUGCACUCCCAGCCCACUCACUCUAACAGUUCACUCUGAAACAUCACCCUAGGCAGACAGUUGUGGCCUUCCCUGCACCCGUGCCGUAGCCCCUCCAUCUCACAGCCAAGCUGCCUCCUAUGUUACAGGGGCAGAUGAAAAAAAUCCUGUUUUCUGUCCUCAAGUAUUUUGCUUAAAAGUCAAUGAAGAAAAGAGUCUAAUAGAGUGUUCCCAUUGAGGUUAAUAGUACAGACGGCAGUCUCAGGACAAAGGCAGUAUUUGAAGAAAGAAUGCCUGAAGCUCUCCCGAGUCUGUAGAAAUUUCUUCAAGAAGCACAAAGUCACAGCACUGGAAGAACGAGGUAGAAAAGAUCAAUCAAUAACUAGAUACUGAUACAUGGGUAUUUACAGUCAUUGACAUGAAGCACAGUUGUACCGCCACUUGCCAAGGCUGACAUCACUGCUGCCUGGAACAGAAUGUUCUGGAGAAACAGCUGAACCAAUGGAUCACUGCCCCUAACAACCUGACAUCCCAUCUUGUGGUUUUAGAGCAUAAAAUGAGAAUUCAAACUGGACACAGCCCCGAGACCUUUCAGGCGCUGGCCUGGCAUCUGCCCACUGAUGACAUCACAUCCACUCUCACUGGUGUCGGAGUGCUCAUUUCAGAAAGAUGCUAAAUUCUUUAAGGGACUCUGAUUGGGACAUGUGACAGUAGAGGCUGCAGAAGAGAAAGAUCUUUAAAGCCACCAAAGAGCAGGUAAAGGGGUUUUCAGUAAGAUCUAUGUAUGCUUACUGAUUACAGACCGCUGUGGCCAGGAGACAACAGGGUAACAUUUUUAGGAUGUUCAAAAAAAAAAAAAAAAAAAAA